AAUUUAUUUAAUGAUGAAAAAAAAUGUUUAAAAGCUAAUAAAACCUUAGAAGCUAGUUUAUUCUUUAAUAUAUAUGAAGAAAAAAAAUCAUCAGCUGUUUUUAAUAAGAAUUCUCCUAGAAGUUCAUUUAUUGAAAGAUUUUUAGAUAUUUGUCUUGUAGAUU
Cetraspora pellucida is the source of this 163-nucleotide messenger RNA. NCBI's taxonomy places the organism in Eukaryota, Fungi, Glomeromycota, Glomeromycetes, Diversisporales, Gigasporaceae. The record is from the annotation of a GenBank genome assembly.